CCAACACAUCUCAGUAACUCUUUCAAUUGAAAUCAAAAAUUAAACACGAGAAUUUAUUCUUGAAGAAAUUGGCAGGAAUCUUUUAUAUAGCUAGAAUGAGGCAGGCGCUAUGAUUCUAAUCUACUCUCUACAUCUGGUGUAUAGGAGGUGGCUAAUAACAUGGACCCUGAAAGUAGCUUAUACACUCCUCUCCUGCGGACUAUUGAAUAUCCUCCUACAUCCCCAGUGGCAUCAGCAUCUAUGAAAAUUAUGACCUGUCUGUUGGCUGUUGCUUCCAUCACUAUUGGUACUGUCUAUUUGGAUUCCUGUCCCAAGCAGUACCUGAUCCCAAUUUAUUUGAUUGUCUCUGGUAGCUUUACCCUGUUCUUUGUGAUGAUUUCACUAGUUUCAUGUGCUCCAAAUGAUGAAAGCAAUAUGUUGGCUUUUCAUAGAAUUGGCAGAGUUUGGAAAAGUCUCAUCUCACUGUUUUCCUUCAUCUGGUUUAUAACAGGAAAUGUUUGGAUCUACAGCAUCUAUGAGCCAGAAUACAUUGACAAAACAUCUCCCAAUUACUGCGAUAAAACUCUCUACUUUUUUGCCUUCUGGGCCACUACUAUCACAUACAUCCUCCUUGGGAUUGCACUGUUUCUAGGAUUCUGCGGCUUGCUUUGUGCAUGUGCUUUAGGUGGGACACUGAGCAUCAGGCAAAGAAGCAGUUGAAUUUUGGCUGAAGAAAUCUUGUUCAGUUUUUUGUGGGGGGGGAGGGGAAAAUGUAUCUGCUCACUGUCAAAUAUGUAUGCCUACUGUGGGUGAAAUUUGGUUUGAACUCAUUAGCAGUGCAUGUGUAGACUUUUUUUAUUAAAGCUGAAAACACUGUUCUUUCUACACUACUUUCAUUCUAUGCUCAUAGAAGUAAACUGUGCUUUGUACAUAACUCUGAAACCAAUAGGUGUUUUUAAAAGUUGGAUGUAAAAUUUCUAAUAUAAGCAUGACUUGAUAAUA
Messenger RNA from Chiloscyllium plagiosum (whitespotted bambooshark), 981 nucleotides. Its product is annotated as transmembrane protein 272-like. Lineage: Eukaryota; Metazoa; Chordata; Chondrichthyes; Orectolobiformes; Hemiscylliidae. The record is from RefSeq and is a predicted model, not a curated record.